This is a messenger RNA of Rhipicephalus sanguineus (brown dog tick), 1190 nucleotides long. Its product is annotated as aurora kinase A-like. The record is from RefSeq and is a predicted model, not a curated record. Lineage: Eukaryota; Metazoa; Arthropoda; Arachnida; Ixodida; Ixodidae. Gene Ontology annotation, biological process: mitotic spindle organization; regulation of cytokinesis; protein phosphorylation. Gene Ontology annotation, molecular function: ATP binding; protein kinase activity. Gene Ontology annotation, cellular component: chromosome passenger complex; spindle pole centrosome; spindle microtubule.
CUUCCGUGCGAAAAUUUAAACGGACUCAGCCAACUCAACGCCUCAACGCCUCAACGCUCAUGCAGCUCAUGCUUCUUCUGUGAUCGCAGUGCGCGCACUGCGCUUGUGCCCGUUAGUACCGAGUACUGUUUGUACAAGGCUGGUACUAUCAGUCAUUGCUAGUCUUCUGUAGUUACAGAGCCCCCGUUUAGCCGUUCAUCACCUUGUGUUCACUUACGGAGCUACUUUCAACAGCCUGUGUUCCUUGCUCGGAUAUGGGUGACAAAGAAAAUCAGCCUCAAAACUCGACUGCUGCUGACGGUAGCUCGCAAGCAAAGACCGAUGAUGCCUCAAAGAAGAAAAGGGCGAGCGCGGAGUGGCGCCUGCAGGAUUUCGAAAUAGGAAGGCCGCUGGGCAAAGGAAAGUUCGGAAAUGUGUACCUAGCACGGGAGAAGAAGAGCAAGUUUGUUAUUGCCCUCAAGGUCAUGUUCAAGUCCCAGCUGCAGAGUAACAAUGUUGAACACCAGCUACAAAGGGAAAUUGAAAUCCAAUCACACCUCAGGCACCCACAUAUCCUGAGGCUAUAUGGGUAUUUCCAUGAUGACACUAGAGUAUAUCUUAUCCUUGAGUAUGCUCCCAAAGGAGAAUUGUACAAAGAACUCACCAAGGCCAAGAUGUUUGAUGACAAGAAGUCUGCAAGUUACAUCUAUCAAGUCUGUGAUGCCCUGAAGUACUGCCACAGCAAAAAGGUCAUACAUCGAGACAUAAAACCAGAAAACAUCCUUAUUGGCGCCAACGGUAUGCUCAAGAUUGCAGACUUUGGUUGGUCUGUACAUGCCCCAUCAUCAAGGCGCGCCACCAUGUGUGGCACCAUGGACUAUCUUCCGCCAGAGAUGAUCGAAAACAGUGUCUACGAUGAAAAAGUGGACCUCUGGGCCGUUGGUAUCCUGAUCUACGAGUUCCUUGUAGGUAGGCCCCCAUUUGAGGCAAACACUACUGCAGCGACGUACGACCGAAUUCGCCGUGUGGACCUUCGGUUUCCAGCUCACGUCUCGGAUGAUGCCAAGGAUCUUAUUUCCAGGCUACUGAAAAAGGAUCCUAAGCAGAGGCCAACCAUUGAAGAAGUUAUGGCGCAUCCUUGGGUCACAAGCAAUCUGGAACCUAGCUUGUAAUUGUAUAUUAAUAGACUUGUAUAAGAGUUUAAAUUGGAG